Messenger RNA from Acanthisitta chloris (rifleman), 1257 nucleotides. It is a transcript of the gene RCC1, whose product is annotated as regulator of chromosome condensation 1. The record is from RefSeq and is a predicted model, not a curated record. NCBI's taxonomy places the organism in Eukaryota, Metazoa, Chordata, Aves, Passeriformes, Acanthisittidae. Gene Ontology annotation, cellular component: cytoplasm. Gene Ontology annotation, molecular function: guanyl-nucleotide exchange factor activity.
AUGCCAGGGAAACGCAGCACCAAAACCCCAGUGCCAGAGGAUGGGUCUCCUGGGAGGAAGAAGGUUAAAGUGACCCACCCAUCCCACUGCACACAGCCUGGGCUGGUGCUGACGCUGGGACAGGGAGAUGUUGGCCAGCUGGGCCUGGGGGAGGAUGUGAUGGAGAGGAAGAAGCCAGCCCUGGUCACGCUGCCGGAGAUGGUGGUGCAGGUGGAAGCUGGAGGGAUGCACACGGUGUGCCUCAGCCAGUCGGGAAAGAUCUACACCUUCGGCUGUAACGAUGAAGGUGCCCUUGGACGUGACACCUCAGCAGAAGGGUCUGAGACCACUCCAGGGCCAGUGGAGCUGCAGGAGAAGGUGGUGCAGGUGUCAGCAGGUGACAGCCACACAGCUGCACUGACAGAGGACGGCAGAGUCUUUGUCUGGGGCUCCUUCCGGGAUAACAAUGGGGUGAUUGGCUUGCUGGAACCCAUGAAGACAUGCUCCGCUCCUGUGCUACUCCAGCUCAAUGCACCUGUGGUUAAAAUAGUCUCAGGGAAUGACCACCUGGUGAUGCUGACAGUGGAUGGUGACCUGUUCACAUGUGGCUGUGGCGAGCAGGGCCAGCUGGGCAGAGUUCCUGCGCUCUUUGCCAACCGAGGAGGAAGGAAAGGGCUGCAGCGGCUGCUGGUCCCCCAGCUCGUCCCUGUCAGAGGCAAAGGGAAAAGGGGCAAAAUGCGCUUCCAGGAUGCCUUCUGUGGGGCAUACUUCACCUUUGCUGUCACACAGGAGGGACACAUCUAUGGAUUUGGCCUCUCCAACUACCACCAGCUGGGGACCCAGGGCACCGAGCCCUGCUUCUCCCCCCAGAACCUCACCUGCUUCAAGAACUCCACCAAGUCUUGGGUCGGGUUCUCUGGAGGGCAGCACCACACUGUCUGCGUCGACUCUGAGGGCAAAGCCUACAGCCUGGGCAGGGCAGAGUAUGGCAGGCUGGGCCUCGGGGCAGAGGAGAAGAGCACACCCACAGUGAUCCCAGAGCUCCCCAGCAUCGCCUCGGUCGCCUGUGGCGCAUCAGUUGGCUACGCUGUCAGCAGUGAUGGACGAGCAUUUGCCUGGGGCAUGGGCACCAACUACCAGCUGGGCACAGGGGAGGAGGAGGAUGUGUGGAGCCCAGUGGAGAUGACAGGCAAACAGCUGGAGCACCGCCGGGUGCUGGCCGUGUCCGGGGGUGGGCAGCACACGGUGCUGCUGGUCAGGGACAUGGAGCAGAGCUGA